Molecule: messenger RNA, 210 nt
Organism: Anisakis simplex (herring worm)
Lineage: Eukaryota; Metazoa; Nematoda; Chromadorea; Rhabditida; Anisakidae
Source: the annotation of a GenBank genome assembly
AUGAUGAAUCAAUUGAACAAUGAUUUUAAAUCAACUUACAGACUUGAUGUUGUUCGCAUACAUGGUAUGCCUCUGUUUCUGGUGCCGCUACCUCGACACGAUGUUCCGGCCGCAGUCCCUCGAUAUUCUGCGGCCGGAAUGGCUGGGGUUGUGGCCUUGGCUGCUCAGGUGUUGAUGUCGGCUGCCUCCUCACGUGGCGGCUGCGCCUGA